Messenger RNA from Macroventuria anomochaeta, 1195 nucleotides. RefSeq lists its product as uncharacterized. NCBI's taxonomy places the organism in Eukaryota, Fungi, Ascomycota, Dothideomycetes, Pleosporales, Didymellaceae. The record is from RefSeq and is a predicted model, not a curated record. The coding region runs from base 1 to 816 and encodes 271 amino acids. The transcript has 3 exons.
AUGUCCAAUCGAAAGAAAGACGUCUUAUUAGCCGACUGCUUCAUACAAAUAACCCACAGCCAUCCCACCCCAGCACUCGACCCGUCCACCUACAAACUCAAAGCUCCUCUCAAUGUCCUGAUAAUCGAUGCAUCUCGCGGUAUAGGAGCCAGCAUCGCCUAUGCAUACGCCAGAGCAGGCACCGCAAAGCUCAUUCUAGCCGCACGCGCAUCCUCAUCGAAGGAGCUAUACGCUGUCGUACAGCAAGCCAGUUGCCUCAACCCUUCAGUCCCAAUAUCUUAUGUACCAGUCAACAUAACCUCUCCCUCAAGGGUAGCGACUUGCGCAGGAGGCGAUCUGCAAGACUCCAAAGACAUUUUUGACUUCGAUGUACAAGGAACAUACCUUGUUGGGCACCACUUCAUACCUUUGCUGAGGAAGAGCGAUGGUACGAAAACGUUCAUCGCCGUGAACUCUUUUGCUGCCCUGAUCACCUCAGGGCACAUCGCGAAUACGGCGUACUGCGUAUCGAAGCUUGCGCAAGCGAGGCUAAUGGAGUAUGUCGCCGAGUAUAUGAUGCCUUGUACGUCCACCUAUGUUGAUUUUGGAGCGUGUUUGCUGACAGAUAUAGAUCUCACUGACGAUGCUGGCCUAUGCGGUACAUUCUGUGUAUGGCUGAGUCGUGAGAAGAGAAUGUGGUUGAAUGGUAGGCCCAUCAGCGCCACUUGGAAUGUCGACGACUUGCUGGAGAAGAGAGGGCAGGUAGAAGAUGAGGACCUGUUGAGGAUUGGGUUCAGGGUAGGUGAUGCUUCCGCUGCUUCACUGAGCCAACUCUGAGCUGUGAAUGGGCACUUCACGACGUCUUCAUGCAACCCCAUCGCUGACUGCGGAUUCUUGCGAGCGGGCUUCCUGGAAAGGUAAAUGCUGCGCAUCGGUUGCAAGUCGUACCAUUGCUUGCCCAACACUCGGUCUGAAGGUCAUGGCUCUCGUCCAUAUGAUCCUCCGACGAUCUCGGAUUCCGCGAACUUGGAAUGCGUUUAGCGUGUUGGUGAAGAGCUGGACGAAAAAAUCAAGUGGAUACUUGAUCCAGAGUGUUGCAUGGCGGAAUCCCCUGACGCGUCGAAGCCCAUUCAUGGCGUCGCUGUAAUCUUCGGUGCUGAGGUGUGCUUGCAAGAGCCACUGCAACGUACCGUCAGCGCUGGCACAUACUUGAUCG